Molecule: messenger RNA, 932 nt
Organism: Rhodofomes roseus
Lineage: Eukaryota; Fungi; Basidiomycota; Agaricomycetes; Polyporales; Fomitopsidaceae
Exons: 3
Coding region: 103-711 (202 amino acids)
Source: RefSeq, a predicted model, not a curated record
ACCACGCGUUACCAUCCACCUCCCCUCAGAGCAUGCACGCACUUGCCGUGAACAUUCUGCUCACUCACUCAGUCGACCCGAUUUGAUCGACACUGCGACGUCAUGGAGCCAACACGUUCAUCGCGAACCGUACAGCCAACGCGUUCGUCUCGACUCAUGUGGCAACUAAGAGUAAGUUCGCUCGACCCUCCAGGUACACGCCGCGGGCUCCCUGUACCAUUCGCUUUCAGCGAGCGUAGGCCGGAGUCUGGCAAGGUUCUCGACGCUGCGCCUCAUAUGGAGCCUUUCAACACCCUUCCCCGAAUUCUCAUUCCGAGUACUCGGUAUGCGUGGAAACCACCUUGCCUACACUAUGCCUGGUUGGCUCCCGAGGCGAUGCUGCUCGACUACGCAAAGAAGAACAAACUCAACAGGCGACUUGGUCGCAAGUUGAACGUACCUGGAACCAUGCGCGCUGCGUUACUUGCGAUGAUUAUUCGCGAGGGCGUAGCAGACAUCAGUCAGGACUACCUCCGCAUCCAGACAUCGCCCGUCGGGAUGAAGGAGGAGGCUACGCUGCUGGUAGCAGUAUACACGAACUUCGAUCUCAAGCGCGCAGACCUCCCGUCCGAUCACACAAUCGAGAAGAUUCGGCAACGCUUGGGUAUGGAGGGACCACCAAGGUGGUAUUUGGAUAGCACGUACUGGUAUUGGGAGCCACUGUCGCGGUGAUCGUGUCAAGUCGGGUGUGUAUCCUGGCUGUUCGUUUUCACUACGGUUCAUUGGGCUCCAUGUCGCACCUCGAGGCUUCCGAAGCCUCUCCCUUCGGACACGGAUGUAUUGCUAUUGGUCUGGUCGCUAGUCGUGCACGACAUGACGAGCAUGUACAACAUUACUAGACUGUAUCUGAUUCUGGCCACACACUAAUAUAGUGGGAAUUCUUCGCUGACGGA